This is a messenger RNA of Drosophila bipectinata, 1993 nucleotides long. It is a transcript of the gene CCT5, whose product is annotated as chaperonin containing TCP1 subunit 5. Gene Ontology annotation, molecular function: ATP binding; ATP-dependent protein folding chaperone; ATP hydrolysis activity. Gene Ontology annotation, cellular component: chaperonin-containing T-complex. Gene Ontology annotation, biological process: protein folding. The record is from RefSeq and is a predicted model, not a curated record. Lineage: Eukaryota; Metazoa; Arthropoda; Insecta; Diptera; Drosophilidae.
CAUCGGGCGCGGCCACUCUACGCACUUGUCACCACGAGGUACGAGUGAUCCGAGUUUUUUCUGCCCUUUUCAAACUUAUUUAAUUAUAUUGUUGAAAAUCGUGUUCCGCCCAACUCGAAAACAAUGAGCGCCUUUCCCGGAACGUUCGCGUUCGACGAAUAUGGUCGGCCCUUCAUCAUUCUGCGUGACCAGGAGCGCCAGAAGCGCAUCACAGGAACAGAUGCCAUUAAGACUCACAUUAUGGCCGCUCGCCAAAUCGCCUCCACCCUGAAGACUUCGUUGGGUCCCAAGGGUCUGGACAAGAUUAUGGUGAGCCCCGAUGGUGAUGUGACUGUCACCAACGACGGCGCCACCAUCAUGAAACUGAUGGAGGUUGAACACGAGAUCGCCAAGCUGAUGGUGCAGCUGUCGCAGUCGCAGGACGACGAGAUCGGCGAUGGAACCACUGGUGUUGUGGUUCUGGCUGGAGCUCUUUUGGAGCAGGCAGAGGGACUUAUCGAUCGGGGUAUCCACCCCAUUCGUAUCGCCGAUGGUUUCGAGCUUGCCGCCCAGUGCGCCAUCAAGCAGCUGGAUGCCAUCGCCCAGCCCUUCCCCGUGGACCCGAAGAACAAGGAGCCCCUGAUCCAGAUCGCCAUGACCACCCUGGGCAGCAAGAUUGUGAACAAGUGUCACCGUCAGAUGGCUGAAAUGGCCGUGGAUGCUGUGCUCAAUGUGGCUGACAUUGAAAAGAAGGACGUGAACUUCGAGCUCAUCAAGAUUGAAACUAAGGUCGGUGGCCGCAUGGAGGAUUCCUUGCUGGUUAAGGGUGUUAUCGUGGACAAGACCCUAAGCCACUCUCAAAUGCCUAAAGAGCUGAAGGACGUCAAGCUGGCCAUUCUCACCUGCCCGUUCGAGCCCCCGAAGCCCAAGACCAAGCAUAAGUUGGACGUUACUUCCGCCGAGGACUACAGGGCGCUGCGUGAGUAUGAGCAGGAGAAGUUCACCCAAAUGGUGAAGCAAGUCAAGGACGCCGGCGCCACCUUGGCCAUCUGCCAGUGGGGCUUCGACGAUGAAGCCAAUCACUUGCUGCUGCAGCAGGAACUGCCCGCCGUGCGCUGGGUUGGAGGUCCCGAGAUUGAGCUCAUCGCUAUCGCCACUGGUGGUCGUAUUGUGCCGCGUUUCGAGGAACUGACAGCCGAGAAGCUGGGAACAGCUGGUCUUGUCCGAGAAAUGGCUUUUGGUACAUCCAAGGACAAGAUGCUGGUUAUUGAGGAGUGCAAGAACUCGAAGGCUGUGACCAUCUUCUUGCGAGGCGGCAACGCCAUGAUCAUCGCCGAGGCUAAGCGCUCCAUCCAUGAUGCUAUUUGUGUCGUGCGUUCUUUGGUCAAGGAUUCCCGUAUCGUCUACGGUGGUGGUGCUGCCGAGAUAAGCUGCUCCCUGGCUGUGGCUAAGGAAGCCGACCAGCUGUCUACGCUGGAGCAGUACGCCUUCCGCGCCUUCUCCGUAGCCCUGGAGAGCAUUCCGCUUGCCCUGGCCGAGAACAGUGGUCUGCAUCCCGUGGAGACACUUUCGGAACUGAAGGCUAGCCAGGUGUCUGAGAAGAAGCCUAGCUUGGGAGUAGACUGCAUGCUGACGGGUGAUUCGGACAUGAAGAACCACAACGUGGUCGAGUCCCUGCACUCGAAGAAGCAGCAGAUCCUGCUCUCCACUCAGCUCGUCAAGAUGAUACUCAAGAUCGACGACGUGCGCUCCAAGAACGACGGCGGCAUGUAGAGUGUUGUCAUCGAUCCACUAACACCUUACACAUCAGUCAGCACCCGACAGAUUCAGAUUCGCAUCCCCUUCUCGCUUUGCUAAACUCCUCACGAUCAAGAACACCCGCGCAACGCCUCAUCUCUAUGUAUAUCUGUAUUAAUUGAUUACGUUUAUUAACGUUCACAAGUUCUUUGGAAAAGAAAAAAAUUACAUUAAACAAGGGAUUCUCCCUGGUCAAAUACACUAAAACCAAAACUAA